Molecule: messenger RNA, 2404 nt
Organism: Amyelois transitella
Lineage: Eukaryota; Metazoa; Arthropoda; Insecta; Lepidoptera; Pyralidae
Product: U3 small nucleolar RNA-associated protein 14 homolog A
Exons: 3
Coding region: 112-2388 (758 amino acids)
Biological process (GO): rRNA processing
Cellular component (GO): nucleolus; small-subunit processome
Source: RefSeq, a predicted model, not a curated record
GGCAGCCCGUGAAGUACGGUGUGGUGUUUUUAGGUUAUAAGUUUUAAUAAUCUUACAUUUCUUUAAACCAUCUAUAAACAUUUUAGAAAGCGUUGAUUAAUAAUAAUUACAAUGGAAGAUUUAGAAGAUACUGAUUUUGUUGCGUCUGGGCAUGAUCGCCUUGUAAACGCCAUAUCCAAAUUAGAUAAAACUCAACACAUAACUGAACCGACGCGAAACGAAUCAACAAAUCUUAAUUCAGAGUUUAAUUUAAUCAAAAGGAGUAAUAAACUCGAUCUAAAUAAAGUAGUAAAUGUUUUGAAGGACACCAGUCAUCAUGGGCAGAUAAGUAAAAAACUCAAGAAAACACAAGAUACGUCAACUGUUUUGCCCAAACCUUUAGAGAAACCUCAAGCUGAACGCAUCAAAAGGUCUACAGGAUAUGAAGAGGCUAAGGAAAAGGUCGGUAGAUGGGACCCAGUAGUAGCACAUAGUAGAACUGUGGACUAUGUGGUUUUUCCAUUGAAAAAUGUGUCAACAAAACCAGAACCAGCUGAAGAGUUUAUAUCCAAGUUUACACUGAAAUCUCCUUUGGAGAAAGAGCUGGAUGCUAUAGAUCCACCAGUAGAGAAGGUAAUUGAAGAUGAAGAAGACCAGGUUUACCCUAUGUCCUAUCUCGAAAUGGUAGAGCAUAGACAGCAUCUUGCCAAAAUACGUGCACAGCAAUCAUAUAAAGCAGCUAAAGCCAAGAGGCAAAGUAAAAUAAAGAGUAAAAAGUAUCACAGGAUAUUGAAGAAGGAAAAACUAAAGCAGCAACUAAAAGAGUUUGAAGAGUUGCAGAAAGAGAAUCCAGAAGAGGCUUUGAAAAAGUUAGAUGCACUGGAGAAGGCUCGAGCUUUGGAAAGGCACACUCUUCGUCACAAGAACACUGGUAAAUGGGCAAAGAACAAAAUGAUCAGAGCAAAAUAUGAUAAGGAUGUGAGACAACAGAUUGCUGAACAAUUGGCAGUGAGCAGAAGUUUGACCAAAAAGGUACAAGAUACUGAAAGUACUGAUGAUGAGGUUGAGGAAAAUGAAAACAUUCCUGACAUAACUCUUGCACAAGAUCCCAUGAAUCCAUGGAUGCUCAAGAGAUCUGACAAAGCGAAUAUUGAUGCUGAAUUUAAUUUUGGUUACAAAAAAUAUGUCAAAGACAGAAUGUUCAAGAGAAAAGAAGAUAGUGAAACAGACUCUAAUGAUGAACAGUAUGAUGAUACAAAUACAUCAACAGAUAAGCUGAAGGAUUUAAAACAAAGCAUUCAAAAAAUAAGUCAGAUAAACAAUGUUGUUCAAAAUAAUAAUGACACAAAGGGGGACAAAAAAGUACCUAAAAAGAAGUUCAGCAAGACAUCCAUCACAAAAGCGCCAACUGCAACUUCAAAUUGGGUUGUAGAAAUUCUUGAUAAUAAUAAUGAGGAAAGUAUUAUACAAGAAGUAUUUAAUGCGUUUGAUUCACUUGAAAGUAAGGCUUCUAUUGAAGUAGAAAAUAAAUUAAACAAGCUAAGAAAGAGUAUUGAUCGAAUUGAUAAAAUAAACAAAAAAAUACAAAAAGAAAGUAAAAAAGGAACCAAAAAGUCAAAUAAUAUUAAUGAAGAAGAAACAGAUAAUAUUGAAUAUCUGAAACUUAAGAAUCAGAAACCAAAAGCGGUUAUAGAUGAAGAGUUAUUAGAGACUCCUAGUAAUGUGGAUAAUGUAGAAAUAGAACCACAGCCACAAGUGACUCUUGACAAACCAAGACAUGAAGCUACAGACUCGAACAUUGACCCCAGUAGAUUUAUUGAGGUAAAGCCAAAAUUUUUAAACAGUGCAGUCCCUAAUGGUGAUAAAAACUUGGAUCAACUUGAUGAUGAUGAUGAGCAAGUUGUACCAAAAGUAAACAUAGAGGAAGUAUUUGAAGAAGAUGAUGUAGUCGACAGCUUUAGACAGGAAAAAGAAGAUGAAGUGAAGAAAGAUCAGUUAGAAGAUAUUGACUUGUCUUUACCGGGUUGGGGUACUUGGGGAGGUAAAGGAGUUAAAGCAACAAAGCGAAAAAGGAACAGGUUUAUUCUUAAAGCACCACCAAAAAUGCCUAGAAGAGAUGACAAUAAAGGUGAUAUAAUUAUAAAGGAAUUUAGGAAUCCUCAACUUGCUUCUCAUAAAGUCACUCAGGUACCUUUUCCAUUCAAAAGUGUAAAAGACUAUGAAGCAUCUAUAAGGCUUCCAAUUGGAAAUACAUUCAUACCUGAAAAGGCUCACAAAGAGUUGAUUCGACCUGCUGUUAUUACAAAGGCAGGUACAACCAUUGAACCCAUGGAUGAAGAAGAGCUAUUGCAACCUAAAAAUAGGAGAUUUAGGAAUAUGGAUGUAAUCAAAUUGUUAGCUAAAAAAUAAACAUUGUUCAAUUUUA